UACAACAAGUGGAAAUUCUCACAGCUACACUUAUUCUAUUUGAAUUGAAGGUACUUUGACUUGAUUAAUCCAAUUGACUUGAUCUACUUUUGUAUUAUUUGAAAAUGAGUGGUAAAUUCGUUAGAGCUUCCAAAUACCGUCAUGUUUUCGGCCAAGCUGCCAAAAGAGAAGCAUGUUACGAAAACUUGAAAAUCACCAAAAACGCCUGGGAUUCAAACAUCAUCCAUACCAACGGUAAGUACCUCUCAGUCAACUGGGAUAUCUCUGGUGGUGGUGCCUUUGCAAUCAUCCCCUUGAACGAGGUCGGCAAGGCUCCAGACACCGUUCCUUUAUUCAGAGGACACAAGGGCCCAGUUUUGGACACCGCGUUCAACCCAUUUGACAAGCAACAAAUUGUCAGUUGUUCUGAUGAUGGUAAGAUCUUAGUAUGGAACAUCCCCGAAGAUUAUUCCUUCCACAAGUAUGUUGACGCCGACGACAACAUCAAGGACAUCACUGAACCAGUCAAGGUCUUGUCUGGACAUACCAGAAAAGUAGGACUUGUUGAAUUCCAUCCAUGUGCCAAGAACAUCCUUGCUUCUUCCUCGUUGGAUUAUACCGUCAAGAUUUGGAACCUUGAAACCGGUAAAGAUGUCAUCACUUUAGAACACAAGGACUUGGUCGCAUCAUUUUCCUUCAACUAUAACGGUUCUUUAUUAGCCACUACUUCCAGAGACAAGAAGAUUAGGGUUUGGGAUAUCAGAUCAGGUAAGAUCAUCUCUGAAGGUCCAGGCCAUAACGGUGCCAAGCCAUCAAGAGUUUGCUGGUUAGGUAACACCGAUCGUAUCGUAACCACUGGUUUCUCGAGAUUAUCCGAUCGUCAAGUUGGUAUUUGGGACAUUAAUAAUAUCGACAAGGGACCAAUCGACGGGUUCUUCAAUGUUGAUGCCAGUUCUGGGGUCCUUAUUCCCUCAUUCGACCCCGACACUUCAAUUUUGUAUAUUGCCGGUAAAGGUGAUGGUAAUAUCAGAUACUAUGAAUAUGAAAAUGACAAUUUGUUUGAACUUUCCCAAUAUGCUUCAACUGACCCACAAAGAGGAUUUGCCAUGAUUCCAAAGCAUUCAGUCAAUGUCAAAGAAAAUGAAAUUGGCAGAGUGUUCAAGACCGUGUUAGAUAACUCUAUUGAACCAGUUUCUUUUAUCGUCCCUAGAAGAUCUGAAUUGUUCCAAGCUGACAUCUACCCAGAUUGUCCUAGUGAACAGCCAGCAUUAACUGCUGAAGAAUGGUUGAGUGGUAAGGAAGUCAAUGGUCCUUUAUUGAUGAGCAUGGAGGCAUUGUAUGAAGGUACUGAACCAGAAAUCCAUGAAUCUCAACCAGGUGUCAAGGUUGACGAAGCUAAAGAAGAAGCCGAACAAAAGAAGAAGGAAGAAGAAGAACAACAACAACAACAAGCUAAGGAAUUAUCGCCAAAACCAGCCACUCCCCAAGUCAAGGAAGAUUCCGGUAGAUCUACUCCUGCUCAAAAUGUUGAUGAAUUAUUGAAAUCUUCCAGUGAAGUGAAUAGUUUACUUAAUAAGGUUGUUGAUCAGUCCGAUGACGAAGAUGCUGCCGAGUAUCACGAAGAUAAGGAUGAAAGCUGGGAAGAAGUUCCAAAGCAACAAGAAAUUGCCAAGGAAAUUCCAAGAGAAGAGCCAAAGGAAGUCAAGGAAGAGCCAAAGAAGGAAGAGCCAAAGAAGGAAGAACCAAAGAAGGAAGAGCCAAAGGUAGAAGCUAAGGAACAAGUUAAGGAAGAACCACCAAAGGAACAACCAAAGGAAGUCAAGGAAGAACCAAAGGCCGAAAAGAAGGAAGCUACUCCAGCCAGAGAAGCUUCAGCCACUCCAUCCACCAAACCAACUUUAGCUUCUACAAUUGAAAAAUUGGCCAACUUAGUAGUAAGCUUAGAAUCCCAAGUCACCAAAUUAACUCAAGCUGGUUUAGAAAAAGAUGAAAGAUUAGCAAGCUUAGAAGCCAAGAUUGAGCAAUUAUUAAAGAAGUAAAUGUAACAAGACACUAUAUUGUAUUUUUAGCUAUAACAAAAAUAAAUAAACAAAUUAUUCUCUAAUAUCGUAAAACUUUUUAAAUAACAAUGCAAUAAGAUUUGAACUAUCAAAUACCGCCAGUCCUUCAAACAUUUCAAUUUUGGGCAUGUUCUCAUAUUGAAGGGUUAAGAUCUCAUCCAAGGUGAGUGUCCCUGAUGCGCCCGGUAUGGCCACGGAACCAUUAGCAGCUUCAAUGGUGAACUUUCCAACUUCAUGACAACUAAACAAGAAGUCUAACUUGGAAGAUUUGCAAUAAUAACGAGUCAUCAACCCACCAACAUCAAGCAAAACUCGUUGUUCCAUUAAUCGUUUGGAUGAAUACUUGUAACUACCAAACCUAGGCAAUCUAUUCCGCUUUCUCAAUUCACGAUGGUAGAAAUAUUGUUUACUGAAAACAGGAAUGAUAUUGAAAAUCUUCUUAUCCUUGGGCUUGGUUUGUAAUUGCAAAAGCACAUUCUCGAUAUGUUUAUUGUAAUCCUCCAAUUGUUUACGAAGAAACCUCUCUUUAUCUGCCAACUUACCCGCGGUGGCACGGAUAACAUGUAAUUGUUGACGCCUUCUCUCCCUUUGUGUAUCCUUCGUCUUGAUAUCAACAGCAAUCUGGUUCAAGAUCUCUUGGAAUGAGUUACGUCUGCUGAGUUCUCCCAUAGAUUCAAGUUCCAAGAUAUGCGCCAACGCCAUCUUCUUCAAGUCAUGGUAGGUAAUCUUGGUCAAAUCACCAAGUGAUGAUUUAUAGUAUGGCCUCUUCUUCUCAUUCAAAUUCGACUCCUCAGCUUCUCUUCUCUCUGCAAGCACAAUCUCUUUGAACUUGUGCUCGUCAGCAGGCUGGAUCCCUGAAAUCAACAACUCCAACAAUUCAUCACCAGGUUGGAUCCGAAUGAUAUACAAAAUACACCUCUUCACCUGGGUAAACAAAGUCUUUGUCUUGGCAUCAACCACGGAAUCCUCAUUAGUAGCUGGGUUAAGAUUAAGCGUCAAUGCACCAAGAUCAGUCAAAAACAUCAUGUCGUGACUCGAAUUAACCAAAUUAUCCAACUCAUUAACCACCCGCAACAACUGAUCAUCAGUUCCUGGAACCAUAGAAUCGAUAUUCUGGGACACAAUCUUCUCCAAUGAUAUCAUGGUGUUUAUCUUCAUUGUCAAUUCAGGACGAUCGCUAAUAACAAUAUCCUCAUACUCAUUCAAUUCAUACUCCGCGUCAAUAUCUCGCACAUUGAUAACUUGACGAAUUAAACUACGCACCGAUUCAGUCGAGGAUACAAUAUAAUCAUUCAAUGGUUUAAGGAAAUUAUCCGAGAAUGGCUUCAUCGAGAACACUUGGAGCAUGACCCGACUUAAAUGGAGUAAAUUACCUCGAGCACGUUUAUUCUGAAUCUUUGGAUCAAAUGGAUCAUUAGUGGAAAUCCCGUAAUUUUCAGGAAUGUGCAAUAUCGAUGCAAGGUAAUGCUUAAAGAAUACAACUCCAGCAACGGCCAAA
Messenger RNA from Spathaspora passalidarum NRRL Y-27907, 3537 nucleotides. RefSeq names its product Crn1p (gene CRN1). NCBI's taxonomy places the organism in Eukaryota, Fungi, Ascomycota, Pichiomycetes, Serinales, Debaryomycetaceae. The record is from RefSeq and is a predicted model, not a curated record. The transcript has 2 exons. Gene Ontology annotation, biological process: actin filament organization. Bases 105 to 2018 code for a protein of 637 amino acids. Gene Ontology annotation, molecular function: actin filament binding.